Molecule: messenger RNA, 4075 nt
Organism: Clupea harengus (Atlantic herring)
Lineage: Eukaryota; Metazoa; Chordata; Actinopteri; Clupeiformes; Clupeidae
Gene: ankrd13d
Product: ankyrin repeat domain 13 family, member D
Exons: 16
Coding region: 1664-3583 (639 amino acids)
Cellular component (GO): cytoplasm
Molecular function (GO): protein binding
Source: RefSeq, a predicted model, not a curated record
AAACAAUCAGUUUAGUGAUGGAAUAACGGCUCUUGGAAGGCAGCCGGACCUUAUGGCUCAAUUCCUUUCCGAGAGCCGGCUCGUCGUCGUUGUUUUAUUUGUUUGUUUAAGGGGCAGGGGUUACUCUCGCUCACAGACAGAUAUAUUUACUGCUAAGGUGCAGUCCAUUCCUUGUCUUAGUACUAUAAAAAGAUCUUGUCGUUUUCUCAUAGUUCCUCUUUGCUGUCAGAUUGCUCUGCAUAUGUAACCGCAUAUAUGUCUGCUCUUUAUUCACGCUCUUUCUCGCUUGUUGAGCCGGAGAGGAAGGGCCAAUUUUGAAUGGUGUGUUUACUAACAGCAGCAGACAAAUCUUCCCCAUUCUGCCUUUAAGGAACCUAACACAACAAUGUCUACCUCUUGUGACUGGCAGGUUCUCAUUUUUCACGUAAAGGGGAGUAGAGUGGAUUUAGGGCAGUGAAAUGUGUGUACAACGAUAAAAAAGAAUCGGCCCCGUCGUUCGUACUUAAGAGCCAAUUGAAAAGACUCGGCUCGUGCGCGAAUGUAACAUCACUAGUGCAGUUGUUAUAACCUGGAACCAAAGCUGACCGUCACUAAUAUAAAUAAAUAAAUAAUGCAUGCAGUUAGUCUCUGUAACUUGAGAGAGAAGCCUCUCCCCCGGCGAUAUACACCAUGUUUGGACCAUUGCACGAUUAAAAAACAUUCAUCAGAAGGUGAUUUGUUUAGGGGAUACGAGACCACGCCACUGCAAGGCUUUCUUUCAUUAUUACCGUCUAAAUAACAGAAGAACCCAUCCUUCACUGACAGCUCUGUUCUCGGAUCUGCCUACUCGAGCGACCUGGAUGCAAAAUGGAAAUAAGGCCGCUCCCUGUUUGUCUACUAUAGCAUGGAGACGGAGAAGUAGCUAGCACACCAAACCAAUGACUGACAUCGAUCGAUUAGUUGUGAUCUUGAAUAUCAGUGACUGCACUCGUUUUUGUGCUUUGAAACGUUUUUUCCAACUAGAGGCUAGCAUGACUGCUUGUCUAAACGUUUACAAUUAGGUCCGCUAGCUUGCUAACAUGGAGACAUGGGUUGGAAGUAACGUAAACUUACUUCAUUGUCAAGUGACAGCUAGCGAACUAACCGAGUCAUGAUGGUAAGGACUAAGUAAAGGCAUUGUGUCGUUGUGUAGCUAGUGUGAAUCAACGCUGUUUACAUUUUGAAGAUUUCCUUGCUGGUUGCCUAUAUUGCACCAGUGCACAGAGCUACUGUUAGCUAGUUAGCUGUUUACAUUUUUGCUCCUCAGUGUGCUCCACUUGCAGUCUACUCCUGCACGUUAAAUGUGGUUACAGUUUCGUAACCUAGACAAGGUACUUCUACCCUCACAUGUCGUUGCCUGUUGGCAAUUAUCUCUCUACUAUUCUAUUUAAUACAUUUACAAAUAGACGCACUGGUUUGUCUUUUGCUCUGGUAGCAUAGAAGGCUAGCUAGCAUAGCUUCGUAGUAACCAAGCCAGAGCAUCCCGUAGUCCACGAGCUCAUACCUUGUACAGGCUUUCUUGCCCGAGUAGAAAGGUGGGUGGUGAUUGCACUAUAUGUUUUACCAACCAUUGACUUGGUGACCUGAACGAGGAGUCCGUGUCACCUGGAUCAUUACUGGACGUGACUACGCCUGCUGUUGUAUAAUGGCCCAGGAAGCGUUUCCAUUGCAUUAUUUGGUGUGGAACAAUCAGUACCAAGAACUGGGCCGGGAGUUGCAGAGUAAACAGCAAGAUUUGGAGCGGCUAGACCCACGCGGGCGGACCCCGCUCGAGCUCGCCAUCUGCCUGGGACACCUCGAAUCAGCGCGCGUGCUGCUCAGAUACAAUGCGGAUCCCACGCAUUGUAACGCGCAGAACUGGACGGUGUUGCAGGACGCGGUCAGCACGGGGGAUCCUGAGCUGGUGCAGUUGGUCCUCCAGUACAGAGACUACAGAAGGGCAACCGAGAGGCUGGCAGGAAUACCUGAACUACUAAGCAAACUGCGACAAGCCAAGGAUUUCUAUGUGGAGAUGAAGUGGGAGUUCACAAGUUGGGUUCCUCUGGUGUCCAAGGUGUGUCCCAGUGAUGUGUACCGUGUGUGGAAGAGUGGCUCGUGCCUGAGGGUGGACACCACUCUGCUGGGCUUUGAGCACAUGACCUGGUUGAAGGGUCACCGCAGUUACAUCUUCAAGGGUGGAGAGAGUGGUGCGGUGGUCAUGGAGGUUGACCAUGACAAACAGGUGGUGUACACGGAGCCACUGUCUCUCUCUCCCCGCGACGCCUCCUCCCUGCUGGACGCCAUGCUGCCCUCGCAGGAGAACACAGCACAGAGGCUGACCUCUCCGAUCGUCUCCACACACCUCAACACGCGCAACAUUGCCUUCGAGAGGAAUAAGUCUGGUAUCUGGGGCUGGCGCUCUGAGAAGAUGGAGGUUGUCAGUGGAUAUGAAGCCAAGGUUUACAGUGCCAGCAAUGUGGAGUUGGUGACACGCUCUCGAACAGAGCAUCUGUCAGACCAAGACAAGUCUAGAUGUAAAGGUUCCAAGACGCCUCUGCAGUCCUUUCUGGGUAUAGCAGAGCAGCAUGUCUCACAGAAUGGGAGUCAAGUGUCUCAAUGCGCGAGUCCGCACAACCCCACGGACAUCACAGCGGAGGAAUACUUUGACCCCGAGUUCCUCCUGAAUGGCAGAGACAUCGGACGACCUGUGGAGCUCACCAGCAAAGUGCAGAAAUUUAAGGCCCACCUCUGGUUGAGUGAAGCACAUCCUCUCUCAUUGGCUGAGCAGGUGACUCCCAUCAUUGACCUCAUGGCCAUCUCCAACGCUCACUUUGCCAAACUUCGUGACUUCAUCACCUUACGCCUACCGCCAGGCUUCCCGGUGAAGAUAGAGAUCCCAUUGUUUCAUGUGUUGAAUGCUCGGGUGACCUUCAGUAACCUCUGCGGCUGUGAUGAGCCGGUCAGCUCCAUCACGGUACUUUCCCCAACUGAGGCUUGUGAAGCUGGCCAAACACCACCCCCGUUCCACUGUGAGGUGGACCCAUCCGUGUUCGAGCCCCCCCCGGACUACACGACUCUUGGGCCAGGCCGCAGUGAGCCAAUGAGAGACGAGGAUGAUAACCUGCUGCAGUUUGCUAUCCAGCAGAGCUUACUGGACGCGGGGACCGAGAGCGACCAGGUGACCAUAUGGGAGGCCCUGACCAACACUCGCCCGGGUCCCCAGCCUCCCCUCUACGAGGACGACCCUCAGCUGGAGAGAGCCAUUCACGAGUCCCUCUCACUGGGUGGAGGAGAUGGAGAGGAGGAGGAGGAGGAGGAGGAAGAGGAAGAGGGGGAGGGGGGGACGGAUCCUGAGCUCCCUGCGUCCGGCUCACCCCCGCACCCCUCCGUCAACUCCCCGCCCUCGUACUCCUCACUGGCUGAGCCCAGGGUGCCUGGAGCUGUUGGCAUGGCGACUACUUUUGACGAGCAGCUACGCAUCGCCAUGGAACUGUCGUGCCGGGAGCAGGAGGAGCUGGACAGGGAGAGGAGGGAGGAGGACGAGGAGCUGGAGAGGAUAAUACAGCUGUCACUCACAGAGAAGUAACCGUGACGAACUCACUACGAGAGGAUAUUACAGCUGUCACUCACAGAGAAGUAACAGUGACAAGCACACUACGGGGAGUGGGUGUGUGGGGUGAAGAAAGGGUUAAUUUAUUAUUUGCACUUUUACAUUUUCUUGUUAAAUUAUUCUUUUUUUUUUCCCUUCAUUCCAACUACUUUACAAAAACCAUGAAGGGACAUGAGAAACACAAGAUGGACAGAAAGUAGGGGGGGGUUCUGGGAGGAAGAUGAGAAAUAAAAGGGGGAAAAGAAAACUAAACGUGGAAUUCUGACAUGCCUUCCGUUUCCCACUGUUUUGCUGUCAUCAUUUUGAGUCUUAAAAUGUCACCAAGCUUUAAACUGAAGUAUUGCUAUCAAGUUAAAGAUCAAACGGAUGAAUAUAAUUAUGAAUAAAAUGAGUAAAUCUAAAGGAGUUCUGGCGGCACACGUGAAUAUGAUAUGAAAAAUAAAUCUAUUAAAUGUUCUUGAAACAGUC